AUGCCCGGAUCCAAACGAGCGGCACCUGAAUGCGAUAUUGAUCUGACUUUAACGGACGAAGACGAGCCUAAACCAGCUGCACGUAACCCGAGGAGGCCAGGGCGCGGCGGUGACCACUCUAUCAUUGACCUUACCAACAGCCCACGCAAACCGAAGCCGACAUCUUCUUCCGCAUCUCUCCAGCUCCCGGAGGGCUUCUCACGAUAUGAGUCGUAUGAGCUUAAUUACCCGGCUCAGACGCCAGAACGAGAAGUGUUUGCUUGGACUUCGCCUGAGCCAACUGCGCAUGACUAUCCGCCACCAGUCGCACCCAAUGCAUAUGACUAUCCGCCACCGCCGCAAAUUAGUGCGCAUGACUAUGCUCAACCCCAUCCAACAUCCUCCACCACGCCUGUAGCGCAAAUCAGUGAACCUCUAGCGAAAAAGCGACGGACUGGUGCCUCUGUCUCUCAACCCGCCUCCUCCCCGUGCAUCCCGUUCACUCCUCAGCACCAAACCACGCCUUCCUUGCAUACUUGCCGACCGACACCUGCGAAACCGAGUCAAACGUCGGCCUCCAAUUCCCAACAGAAGGGCGCUCUGAAGCCUCUGGACAUCACGACGUACAAGCAACCCGGGCCUAGUCGACAUGCCUCUCCACCUCCGCCCUCCCCGACACCCAGAGAACUUCCGGCCUCCAGACCUCUGCCAGCCUCGCAGCCCACCCCACGUGUGGAGGCUCAUGCCUACGACUAUCCUCCUAGGUUACCUGCCUCACAACCCGUGCCACAAGCGCAUGCCCGCGUGUUUGCCGCACUAGAUGCCAUAGCUACUCCGGGGCCGUCACAGGCCAGGAAGCGCCGCACGAAAGCUACAGGCGAACCACCGCUGGAAAAACGGGCAGCGCGUUUCAAAAAGGCGUGCCCGAAGACUAUCUUGGAACGCGUACAACGAGUCCGUGAUCAGCGAUUCUUCAUGAUAGAACGAAGGCGAGCGAUGGGAGAGCUCAAGGAGGAGUUCGACGUAUUAGGAUCAACGGGAAAUGUGUACACCGUGUGUAUCGACAAAAUGCCGUCCUGCACAUGUCCAGAUUCCCAGAAGGGCAAUCAUUGCAAACAUAUCUUAUUCAUCUUUCUCAAAGUCCUCCAAGUGACUGAGGCCUCGGGGUAUUGGUAUCAAAAGGCUCUUCUCUCGAGCGAAUUACAAGAGAUCUUUGCUGCAGCCCCGCUCGCGCCGAAUGCUGAAGUUCAUCCCGGCAUCAAGGCUGCUCUGGCCCGUGCGAUUGGUCAGACAGCGGGCCCUGACACGAGUAAUAAACAGAAAAUGCCCGGUCCCGAAGAUGACUGUCCCAUAUGCUACGAAGGCAUGCAUGGCAUUGACGCGAAAAAACUCACAUUCUGUGACGUCUGCCACAACGCACUACAUAAACCGUACUGA
Messenger RNA from Peniophora sp. CBMAI 1063, 1416 nucleotides. Lineage: Eukaryota; Fungi; Basidiomycota; Agaricomycetes; Russulales; Peniophoraceae. The record is from the annotation of a GenBank genome assembly.